Polistes dominula (European paper wasp) is the source of this 2082-nucleotide messenger RNA. RefSeq lists its product as uncharacterized. NCBI's taxonomy places the organism in Eukaryota, Metazoa, Arthropoda, Insecta, Hymenoptera, Vespidae. The record is from RefSeq and is a predicted model, not a curated record.
AUCUCCACGUUUCGUUGAUGCAUCAGUUCGAACUUCAGCUUGUGAUGGCAUAGCUAUUUGAUCCUGUGCCUUUCCAGCUUUUUCCAUGUACACAAUUUGCACGAACUGCCAGAAAUGUUAAUAUCAUUAUGAUAUUAUUUUUAAAACUGUAUUUCAACAUCUGUAACAAUGAAGAAGAAAUGAAUUAGAAGAAAGAAAGAAAGAAAGAAAGAAAGAAAAAAAAAUGAUGAAUUUUUAGCAGAUGCUUAUACGAAAUGCUUUCACUAGCAACUGUGAAAAUAAGACACUGUUACUGACAUAUAUAGUUCUGCACCACCCUUUGUGAACAUGACAAAUCGUCGACAUAAUUGCAGUACGGUGGUUUCGCUUUCAUUGUUAGAUUUCCAUAGGAGGAUAUUAUCACGAUGCGUGACGUUCUACUGACUCUUCGCGUCAUUCUUUUAGUCACUCUUCCCGAAAUUCUGAGUACUUUCGAAGCUGAAAUAAUUAGUCUUUUGCAAUGUUAAUUGCUCGAUUACUGAUCUUCAGUUUCAACUUUACCGUUCUAAAUAAAUUAUGUAUUUUACUUUUCUUUUUCCUUUUUUUUUUUUUUUUUUAACCAUCAACUAUAUCACAUAUAAUAAGUAUAAAUAUUAGAAGAGCUUUAUGAGAUACAUCAAAUACCAGGAAGAUGUCUGUAAUUUUGUUGCUACCGUUGAAAAGUUUCGAUUUUAGAUAUUGUUUCAAGAAUGGAAUUCGUUCUGGACGUUGGUUAGGAAAAUUUUCGAAAGUUACGCGAAAGGCACGGGCAUGAUGAGCCUGCUUAAUUGGACAAAUUGUCUUUGAGUACACGUAAGAAGACUAUAUUUUUAUAUUGUUUUGUUUUUUUCGUAUACUUUUCUUCCUAUCCAAGUGAAAACAAUAGUAUUGCUUUAUCAAAUUUGAAUAUACAUUUAUGAGAAUAAGCGUAUAUUUAUGUUAACUUUAUAAAAACAUAAUUAUAAGAAAGAGAAAUGUAUUUAAGAAACUUAUAAAAAUAUAUAUAUAAUGAUGUACGCGUAGACAAUAAUUCUUAAUGAUAAAUAACACGACAUAAUAAUUGCUAAUGUACAGAGUAAUUUGGUUUGUCAUUCUUCCUAGGUUCGUUAAUUCUAUAAGAGAAAAAGGAAUUUCCUGCUUGUCGUAGGGGUGGGCUAGACAUUAUACAUAUUCUGCCAGCUAAGGUAGAACCCGACUUUGAAUUAUACGAUAUCAAAGAUUUCUUCUGCAAUGAAUUUAACAAUCGUACUCGUAUUUUUUAUCAUACAAUUAACAAUGGCCGAUUAUAUAUCGGCUGGUUCCGGUAAAGGAAAGAUUUCCAAAAUGAAGAAUCCAUUUGUUGGUCAUUCGAAACCUAAAUUUAUUUCGUUCGAUGCUGAAGAAGCAAAUAUCGAUAUCAGUUGGGACGUAUCCAUACCAUUCAUUUCUAUUCCAUUGCAAGAAAAAAUGGAUGAAGAUAAUAAAGAAAAAUCACCAAAGUUAUUCAAUGUUAAUACAAAAGCAUUAACAAUUGCUGGAAUAAUAACGGGAAUUUCUUCUUUAGUUGUACCAUUAUUUUCAAAACCCGUGAGACCGCCAUUGCAAUCUCAAUCGCAUUAUCGAACGGACGAUGGAAUGGAAUGGUCAACGAUGGGUAAUACAAUUAAUGAAAUGAUUUUUUCCAAUAAUUAUGUAGCACCUUGUAUGCAACGCAUUGUUUGUUCGAUUGUAUCAACUGCCAGUCGUACAGAUAAUCCUACGAGUACAGAAAAAAUUAUCGAUGGAUUGUCAAGUCAUAAAUGGUUCCGAGAUGCGACAAAUGGAACACUUAUCGAGGAUGCCGUUUCGGUAGGUCGAGAUGAUAAUCGUGAUUGUACGCGUGUUUAUAAAAAUUGUUUGAUAACGCCGAGACUUUUGAACAAUUUAAUGAGUCAAUUCGGAAUAAUGUGAUAUGAUUAAAAUAUAACAGAGAGAGAAAAAAAAAAAGACAAAAGAAAUGCGAUACCAUUUGCAUGUAAUUAGAAUUAUCUAUCUUCGGUGAAAAUGUCAUAUUUUCAGACAAAAAUUAGAUACACAGUUGAAGAA